AUGGCCAUGGCUUCCGCAACAGCAGUACCAAAGUCUGUGAUCAUUGCAGGUGGCUCCCUUGCUGGCCUCAUGCAUGCUCUGACUUUCCUAUCGCUGCCAUCGCCACCCAAUGUCCGCAUUCUAGAACGCUCCCCAACGGCACUUCUCCAUGACCAAGGAGCUGGCAUCGUAGCUGGCAAUGAGCCGCAGGAAUUCUUCUCGGAGUACGUUCGCGCUGGGAGGGAUAUCGCUGUGACCAGCCCAGCACGACAUUACCUCAACAAGAAAGGCGAGAUAAUGCCCGAGACUGUAGAGCAUCGAGCACAGCGUAUGACCUCCUGGGAUCUACUCUACCACCUUUUGAGGUGGCGAGUCGAGGGACUGGAAAGCGAGUACGUCAAAGGUCUGCAGCCCGACGACCGGGCAAAGGCACAGUACGACAAUGGCUGUAACGUCAAAUCCGUUCAAAGCACUUCCAAUGGUGUGAAGGUGACUUGGGACCAGAAGGACCAGGGCGAGCAGUCCGCAACGGCCGAUCUCUUGAUUGCUGCCGAUGGUGGAAGUUCAACCAUAAGGAGCCUCCUAGAACCAGAUGUGAAGCGAAUGUAUGUCGGCUAUGUCGCAUGGCGAGGGACUGUCCCAGAAACCGAACUAUCAGAGGAAGCUCGCAAAGUCUUCAUCGAACGCUUCACCUUCUACCACACAACCGGCAUUCAAAUCCUUGGCUACGUGAUCCCAGGUCGUGAUGGAACGCUUGAGCCAGGCCGGCGGCUCUUCAAUUGGGUAUGGUAUGUCAAUUAUCCUGAAGGCAGCUCCGAGCUCGAAGACCUCAUGACGGGCACAGAUGGCAAGCGGCACGCCAUCACACUUCCCGUGGGAACGAUGAAAGACAGUGUAUGGGAGAAGCACAAAGCAUAUGCUGCUGAGGUCCUUCCGCCCCAGUAUGCAGAAGCGGUACGGAAGACCAAACAGCCUUUCGUGCAAGCUAUCACGGAUGUCAUAAGUCACCAGAAUAGCUUCAUGGAUGGCAAGGUGCUGCUUGUGGGCGAUGCGUUGGCCGGUUUCAGACCUCAUACUGCUGCUUCGACCGGACAGGCAGCUCAUGAUGCGCUUGUGCUUGGGCAGUGGAUGAAAGGUGAGAUUAGUGAGAAGCAAUACGGUGAGAAGAUUAUGGAGUUUGCGACGAGAGUACAGAAGCAUGGGGUGAUGUUGGGGCAGAGAAGUCAGUUUGGAGAGCACCCUUACAACGGCUAG
Recurvomyces mirabilis is the source of this 1233-nucleotide messenger RNA. RefSeq lists its product as uncharacterized. Lineage: Eukaryota; Fungi; Ascomycota; Dothideomycetes; Mycosphaerellales; Teratosphaeriaceae. The coding region runs from base 1 to 1233 and encodes 410 amino acids. The record is from RefSeq and is a predicted model, not a curated record. Gene Ontology annotation, molecular function: FAD binding. The transcript has a single exon.